This is a messenger RNA of Humulus lupulus (European hop), 546 nucleotides long. RefSeq lists its product as uncharacterized. The record is from RefSeq and is a predicted model, not a curated record. The transcript has a single exon. Lineage: Eukaryota; Viridiplantae; Streptophyta; Magnoliopsida; Rosales; Cannabaceae. The coding region runs from base 1 to 546 and encodes 181 amino acids.
AUGGCAACGACGGAGAAUCUAGUCUACAAGGAAAAGCAUGCUCGUAUCCGAGUUGAGGACAAUCUGGAGGAGGCCAAGGGAGCCCAGAAAAAAGCUGAGGAAGCCCUCAAACCUCUCCAAGACAAACUUGACUCUGCCGAGGCCAUGGUCAAUGACCUAAAGGCGGAGCUCGAUACCAAGACAGCGGAUUUCGAUGCUGCCAGGGCCGAGAUAGAUCGCAUGAAGAUUGAGACAACUACUUCCAAGGCCGAGAUUGAACAUCUAAGGGAGGAAAAGAAUUCUGCCUUCAAAAUUCUUGAGGAUAAGAAAAAGUGCAUGCUCGAGGAGUUUAAGGGCAAGAAGGAUUGGGCUACUGACCGAGCCAUGUACAUGAUGUGGUCUCUAAACCCUGACAUCGACACCUUGUUCCUCCAGGAUAAAGAGGAGGAGUUCAUCUCCAAAUUGAAGGCUCGGUUAGCUGAGGAGGAGGUCACAGACACCACUCAAGAUGGUGGGAAUGGAGACGAGAAAGGCGAAGAGGUUGAGUCCAGUUCAGCCAAUCAAUAA